AAACUGUUGGUUAACUCACAACAAACACAAACAUUAAAACCAUUUUACUUUCGGUAUUCAUUUCUGGGAACAACUGUCAAAACGAAACCCUUUCAUGACAUCAAUUCGUGUGACUUUGAGAUCGAGAGGAUGGCAUUCAAUAUACUGAGCGCCGAUAGAAACACAUUAAGUGUUUACUUCCAAUUACACCAAACCAUUGAAAUGCAAUUCUGCGAUCAUUCGGAUGUGUUGUUGGGUUUCGUUGCCAUUAGUUUAUCUCAAUUCGUAAAUCAAACUCAAACCGCAUUCAAACCAAUUGAGGGCUCUUUUAUGUUGCUUCCGGACAACGAAACGAUAGACAUUUCCGAUCCCUUUCCAAUUGUCGGCGUUUCUAUUGAACUCAGAAGUGAUGACAAAAUGGAUUUACAAAAACCUGUUGCCAUUGAAACACAACAUUUGAACGAAUUGAAGAGUCCUUUGACUAAUCGGACCAAAGAUGGAAACAAUAGUAAACUCAAACCCAAUGAUAAAGAGUCAAUUGAAUCGGAUCUAAACCAUUACUGCUUUGCUAUUGAUCUCAGAAAUAUUCGAGUCAUUGAUUCAAGUAUUCCUCAAAUCAAUUCAUGUUAUCUUCAAUUUAUGUACGCUUUCUUUGGACACACGGAAAGCAUUAAAACAUUUCCAUCCAUUAAGCUCUUAGCUGACGAGGAAGUGGUGAUACCUCAUGGCUUCUGUGCCUUUAAUUUUGCCACAACUCAACUAAAACUGGAGAAAACUUUUAAAGAAAUUCCUUUAAUCAUAGAAAUGAUUGAAGAGACGAGUAUUCACACGAUCACAGGUGUGGCUAAAGUGGAUCUCUCGACCAUUUUGCGCGUCAAACCAAACAAAGCCGAAGCUAAACAAGCGGUGAAUACGAGUGUUCCGGUGCUUAACGAACAAAACAAGCCUUUGGCUCAGAUUCAGAUCAUUAUGUUUUUGCAAAAUUAUGGCAAAACAAAAAUACCUCUUUUGCCUAAUUUGCAAGACGUGAGUGCAAUGAGAGACAUGGACUCAAUGGAUGGUAAUACGAGUCAAACACUUCACUUCUUGGAUGACUUAAUGACUGAAACGGCGCUUGAAAUCGAAUUAUGGAAAGAAAAACAAUUGAUUUUAUUUAGAGAGCGACUCAAACAAAAUGAAACCCAAUUUCUUAAGGAAUUGUCGGAAAAACAAUCGCAAAAGGAGGAGGAAGUGAAGAGAAAGUUAGACGACUUGACACAACUCGAGUCCAAACUGUUGAAGUCUUUGGAAGAGAUGAAUGCCAGAGAAAAUGACAUCAUUUUGAAAGAGAAUGAAAUUGAGUUCAAACAAAAGGAGAUUAAUUUGAGAUAUGAAACACUUAAUGAUGAGAUUUCGGGCGUUUUGAGUGAACUUAAAGACGAUUACGAACAGAGAAUCUCUUAUGAGAAGAAUAAACUCAAAGAUGUGGAGUCAGAGAAAUGCAGAUUUCAAGAAAGGGUUUAUUCUCUCGAAAGGAAAGUUAAAGAAAAGGAGAAUAUAAUCAAAGAAUUGGAGGAAAAGAUUAAAGAAAGAAAGACAAGUGAAACACGAAUUGGUUCUAAAGAGCCAAAGACCACGACAUCUGUGAAGACGGGGCCGAAGAAUGCCAACACAACGCCUAAAGCUAUUUUGGUGACCAGAGAACCGUCUCUAAGCAGCAAAGAGGGCAAAGAGGGAGGUCUCGACUGCACGAACGCCAGUCGAGGCGUUUGGUUAGUCAAGGUUCCCAAGUAUAUGAACAGUCGGUGGCAGAGGGCGUCCCCCAUGACUGAGAUCGGAAGACUUCACAUCACUAAAGGAUCCAAUGGAAAGCCGGAAAUAUUAUUCAAUUUAUCGCAAGAGUUGACCAAAAGUGAGACAAACGAAGCGACCAAAGAAGCGUUGAUUCCGACGGAACAUCAGUUCGCCAUUUCUGACAUCAAGUACCAGACGUUAGCCGUCUUCUCGCAGAAGUCAGAUGACUCGUGUUCAGUGCUGGCACUCGAGGGUAAUGUGGUUCAGAAGGGCGAGUGUCGACCCAUUGGUAACGAUAACUACAUGAACCUGAAGAAGGAGACCAUCAGACAGGCCUCACAGCCGACCAGAACUGUGCAACAGUUAGAUAAGGCUGUCGUCAACUACAAGCCCAUCGCAGCGCACAAAUCAGAACUGGACUUCGAGUCGAAGAAGAAAUCUGAGGGCAAGAAGUCUCGCGAAGAUAAAGACAAAGUACAAGACGUGUUGUUCUCGGCCUUCGAGAAACACCAAUACUAUAACAUUAAGGACUUGGAGAGAAUCACACGACAGCCUAUCCCAUACCUCAAAGAGAUUCUCAAAGAGAUCUGUCACUACAACGCAAAGAAUCCACACAAGAAUAUGUGGGAAUUGAAGCCUGAGUUCAGACAUUACAACAAACAAAACCAAAGCUGAAGACAACAACACAUUUAAAGCGAUAAAAUGUUUUAUUAAAAAAAUAUCUCAAUAUUUACAUAAUCUUUGGAAUAAAAUAUCAUUAAUUUCUAAAUUAUCAAAAGA
Oppiella nova is the source of this 2532-nucleotide messenger RNA. The record is from the annotation of a GenBank genome assembly. NCBI's taxonomy places the organism in Eukaryota, Metazoa, Arthropoda, Arachnida, Sarcoptiformes, Oppiidae.